ACAAUGAGGAACAGCCGCUCUGGUGGAGGUGGUGUAGGAGUGGGGGGGGUGAGGUGGGGGGGGGGUCCACAUGCCUAAAAACAGUAUUGUUGCAGAGUCUGUUUGGAGCCGCUUGCCUGCUGCUGCCUCCCUGUCGUACAGUGGAACCCUCAGCUUGACCCUCCCCCUAAAAAACCCAUCAUUUAACUUGUGCCUUUAUGAACAAAAUCUUCUUAUUGACUUUGUUUUUAUUCAUCAUUAAAAACCCACGCAUUAUUUCAAACCACAGUCUUUAAAAACAAUCCGGUCUGGAUGUAUGUGGCGCUGAACACAUUUAAAUGGUAGAAAAUAAUCCUGCAUUCAUAUUUAAAUGUCUAUUUAUUUAAGUAUUAUUUUAGUGUUGUAUUUGUAGAUUUAUCCCAGAACAUGACACCCCCCACCUCCUGCCCCACUUUGUUCGCGCAGCUUUGGGUAACAGCGUCUGUGCGUAAAAGUCUGGAGAGGCUUUUGCGCCUGAGGGAUCCGUGGCGUUGAGACUGAAUAAAAUCAUCAACUGUUGAUCUGAAUUUUAUAUUGGCCAAUAUUUCUUUCAAACAAUCGCCUGUAGAGGCAUCCCAUCCUCUCCCCUCCCCUCUGUCUCUCCCUCUCCCCCUCCCGUUUACCCUCGCCCCCAAACUCCUCUCUCCUCUCCGUCUUCACUCCUCGGUCUCUUUGGCGGCGCAUCGAUUUUUCUCCACUCGUCUCCCUUUCUUUUUUCGAAAUUCCUAUUCUUAUUCAGAGCAGGAAGUUCAUUAACGGGUUUUAAUGUCACGUCGGGACAGAAGCUUAACAAAAUGGAGCUAUCAAACAAACUCCGUUGGGACCAGUUCCUGAUUUUGGCAGCGGCACUCAUGUCACCUGCCCUACCGGUGCUGUGUAAUGACAUUCUCAGCCUGAAGGUGGCAGGAGAUCCAGUGCUAACCCCUAACUCUGUGUGCCUAAAGCUGGCCGGCCUCACCAAGCGUCAGAUGCGGAUGUGUGUCCGGAGCCCUGACGUGACGGCCUCAGCUCUGCAGGGCAUCCAGGUGGCCAUCCACGAGUGCCAGCACCAGCUGAGGGACCAGCGCUGGAACUGCUCCUCACUGGAAGGCCUGGGCAAGCUGCCCCACCACAACACUAUCCUCAACAGGGGUUACAGAGAGAGCGCUUUCUCCCUGGCUCUGCUGGCAGCGGGUGUGGCUCACUCUGUGGCCACGGCCUGCAGCAUGGGCAAGCUGAGGGGUUGUGGCUGCGAGGCCAAGCGUCGCCAGGACGAUGACAAGAUCCGACUGAAGCUCACGCAGCUGCAGCUGCAGACCCUUCAGAAGGGUGGGGUUGGCAUGAGCAUGACUCGGUCAUUACCCUUGGAGUUAAAUGGCCGCCAUGGCGACAUGCCCGCUAACCUGCGCUCCACCCACCCUUCUGCCCUGCUCAAACCUUUGCCAGAUGAACUCAGCUCCAUGCAGGAGACCUGGGAGUGGGGGGGCUGCAGCCACGACGUGCGCUUUGGGGAGCGGUUCUCCAGGGACUGGCUGGACUCCAGCGGGUCUCCCAGAGAUAUCCAUGCUCGUAUGAGGAUACACAACAACCGUGUGGGACGUCAGACAGUGACUGACAACAUGAAGAGGAAGUGCAAAUGUCAUGGCACAUCAGGAAGCUGUCAGUUUAAGACCUGCUGGCACGUGUCUCCCGAGUUCCGUUUCGUGGGUUCCAUACUGAAGGAAAAGUUCCUGUCGGCCAUUUUUGUCAACUCACAGAACAAGAACAACGGUGUCUUCAACUCUCGGACAGGAAACAGUGCCAGGAGCACGGGGGGACUCAUCGGGGGCCGCCGCCGCAGCAUGUCCAGAGAGCUUGUGUACUUUGAGAAAUCCCCAGAUUUUUGUGAGCGUGAUGCCGCCGUGGACCAUCCAGGUACGCAGGGCCGCAUCUGCAACAAGACCAGCCACGGCACAGACAGCUGCGGCUCCCUGUGCUGCGGCCGAGGACACAACAUCCUGAAACAGACGCGCAGCGAGCGCUGCAACUGCAGGUUUCACUGGUGUUGCUACGUGCUGUGUGACGAGUGCCGUCUCACAGAGUGGGUCAAUGUGUGCAAAUAACAGCGAGUCCAGAUCUCAGCUGCUUUAACCCAUCCAGGACUCAAGAUGGCGAGCCUGUCCCUUGGCUCACUCCUGCUGUUUGUUUUUCUCUUUUUGUGACUCUCCCACAGAAUCUGAGUUUCACCCCACACCCGCCCGACUCCCUUUUUUUGGUCCAUCAUCUGGGAUGUAUUUUCUCUUUGUAGCCACUGUUAUUCUCAGAAUGCCAAGUCAGAGAUUGAAGGGGUGAUUCAUGUCAUUUGUCUUGCUGUGAUGUGUUUAGACGAUGCCCCCUCAGCCAUGGAGAAGGCCUGUGCUCCACAAAACAAAGACCAACAACAGCAAAACAGCAUGUGUGUAUUCUGCCUCUACAGGCUAAUUUAUCUGGUUGUACCAUAGCUGUGCAUUCAAAUGUGUAUAUUUGUAAAUGUAAUAUUAUUAAGAUUAUUAUUGUGUUUGCACCUGUCUUCACAGUCUAAUAGUUUUAGGAGUCUUGGACCAGCACUGUUAACAACAGGUUCUUCAUAGUUUUUGCUGCACCUGUGACCUUUUUUUUUUUUUUUUUUUCAGUCAGUUUCAAAAAUAUUUUUGGCGGAAUACAAUUUGGGUUUUUUGUUUUAAAAAAAAUUCAGAUUUAUUUCAGAGUGAAUCGACACGUCAGAAACCACUUGCAUGAUUUUACAGCCUUAUCAAAGCUUGUAAACUUCAAGAUUAGACCCUUGAUACCACAUCAGCUGUGGAAACAGAUUCUGUCUUCUAACCUCUUAUGCUGAAUAACUAAUCAUUAAAGUCUAUUUAUACCGUUGUAA
Cynoglossus semilaevis (tongue sole) is the source of this 2887-nucleotide messenger RNA. RefSeq names its product wingless-type MMTV integration site family, member 10b (gene wnt10b). The transcript is spliced from 4 exons. NCBI's taxonomy places the organism in Eukaryota, Metazoa, Chordata, Actinopteri, Pleuronectiformes, Cynoglossidae. Gene Ontology annotation, molecular function: frizzled binding; cytokine activity. The record is from RefSeq and is a predicted model, not a curated record. Gene Ontology annotation, cellular component: extracellular region. The coding region runs from base 813 to 2099 and encodes 428 amino acids. Gene Ontology annotation, biological process: canonical Wnt signaling pathway; cell fate commitment; multicellular organism development.